Pyricularia oryzae 70-15 is the source of this 2407-nucleotide messenger RNA. RefSeq lists its product as uncharacterized. The transcript is spliced from 5 exons. The record is from RefSeq and is a predicted model, not a curated record. NCBI's taxonomy places the organism in Eukaryota, Fungi, Ascomycota, Sordariomycetes, Magnaporthales, Pyriculariaceae. Bases 693 to 2027 code for a protein of 444 amino acids. Gene Ontology annotation, molecular function: protein binding.
CGGGCUACUGUGCAACAAAUGAUCACAUGCACCUCCUACCUAAGGUACCUAAGGGUUAAUACCAACUACCUACAUUACCAACAACUACAUCACAUAGCAAAAUCAUCAACGCCAAAGUCGACUUCCUCGCAAGUUUCAUAAAACAAUUACAAUUAUCUACCGUAUCUUGCGUGUCAUCGACGACGUCCAUUGUAGUGGGGAACUUGGCCAAAAGGGUACCUCCGCUCUUCUACCACGAACUUCAAACUCCGUACACUCACUGCCGGCCGGAUCAUCUGCCCCACCUCCCCCAACGCCAUCUACCUUGGUACCCUUGCUUUCUCACCUCCAGCUGCCUCAGGUAAGGUACGGCCAUCGGUGUUCCCCGCCUACCUACCUGUACCUACCUAAAGCAGGUAUCUGCCUAUCGUCGACUUCAACCUCUCACCCUGACCUGCUACUUGUGUAUACAGGCAGGCCGGCAUUCAAGAUACCAAGCACCGCUGAACCACUUCUCUUCCAUUACUACAGGUCUUGAAGACCAAACGUUGUUCUGUGUAAUUCAUUUCCCAACAUCGAGCUGUGCCGGCAAUCGAAUACAACCUUCGCCUCAGAUGCUCUUCAGAUUAAAGCAUCAUAUUCCUCGACAACACCCCACUACUUCUGUGAAAAACGCCUUGUCCUCAGCUUAAAGUCUACGAAUAUCGCACACCAUGUCUUCCUCAACGGAUAAAGAAGUCAUUGUGACUCUCUCUCAGAUGGGGCCAAAGUCCGCCGGAAUGACGCUUAUCGAUCGACGGCUUACACUGGGUGCCGAAGAUGACAGGGUCGCUAUCGGCAGAACUUCUAAGAGCAUUUCCAAAGGCCGUGUUGCGACCGAUGUCAACGGACUUUUCGACUGCGCUGUCAUGAGCCGAAACCAUGCAGUUCUGUAUACCAAAUCGGGGGAUGUCUUCAUCGAAGAUACCACAUCUAUGCAUGGGACAUUCGUCAACGGGGAUGACAUCCGCGGACGCUCCCCCCAUCAGCUUCGAACUGGCGACGGCGUCCGUUUUGGGAUUCCCAUUAACCGUAACGAAGAUUCCUUUUCGCCUGUUUUGGUUACGGUUGGCAUUGAGAAACAAGAGCGACAACUGCCUUUGACUUUCGGGGUCCCAGAUGCGUCGGAAUCAGAGCUUGAGGCUUCCGACGCCGAGGAAAACGACAACAAUGACGACUUUACGCAAGGCCCAGCAAACUGCCCACAGGUCGUGGAUUUGACAUCACCAGUCGGCUCUCCUCAGUCACACAGCAGUCCAAACCCUUUACCUGUGUCAGAUCUGAAUUUUUUCACCGUUAGACAAGUCGAUAAUAUCGAGAACGGCAUCAUCGCUUCGUCGCCACUUGGAGGAUCUGUUCUGUCCAGUGACGGAGAUCUCGAUGAUGCGUUGUUCGAUUCCAGCAAUAAUGAUGCUGGCGAUUUCGAUCAAGAUACUACCGACAAUGUUGAUUCGGACAUUUAUUCCGAAGAAGUCGAUCCAUCUGUUUACGACGAAGUCGAUUCCGACUACGGCUCCGAUUUUGAAGAUCCUCAAGACACAAAGAAUCCCGACACUACUGAUGGUGUAGAAGAUGUCCAACCCACAGAACACGUCGAGCCUGAUUUCUUCGGUUGGCCUCGGCCCGAGUCCACGGCCAAUAUCACUUGGCCUGCUCAUAUCCUUCCUCCUGCAGCAGCAGAUGAACUUGAAUUCACGAUAUACCCCCAAGAGGGCAUUGAACGGCCAGGGAUUUCGAAAAAGAGAAAGGCAGCCGACAUUUCUGAAAUCACCACUGAAGAACUUCAAUGGGUUGCUCCACCCGAGCCGGUAGUUGAACAGCGCCAUGCACAAGAUCAGGAGAUUGUAUCGGUAGCCGCGCCCGUCACUCCGGUCUGCUUUGUCGAUGUUCCUCGACCAUCCAAACGGCUGCGUCAUUUUGCGGCUGGCUUAGGUUAUGCGGCCCUUGGAGGCAUCACAGCCGCAGCUGUUACGUUCGGAUCUCUUGCCUAUACGGCACCAAGCUUUUAAUUCUGCUGUUUGUCAUGGAUUGACCGUCUUUAAUUCCCGUUGUGUCUUUUCCAUUUUCCACCCACAUUGAGCUCUAAGGCUUUGGUACAUGUUUAUUUUCCUUUAUUGUCUGAAUCUCUUCUCCCCCUUGAAAUGAUUUCUUACUCAUCCACCACAUUUUUUCACGAUUUUAUGAACCAAGACCGACGGCUGGCGAACAGGCUUUUGUCAAUGUGGGAGGGAAUGUGCAUUUGCGUUUCUUUUUACAGAACCUUUUAACUUGACCGCAAUGGUGUUCUGGCGGAGGGGAACUCGUGUGUAUGGUAUUUUUGUCUUUGACCUUUCAAUAUAGCGAAAUUCUCAACUUCCGUUUAGAAGCUGUGCAACGGAUCGGUAACUCC